Saccoglossus kowalevskii is the source of this 7689-nucleotide messenger RNA. RefSeq names its product ras GTPase-activating-like protein IQGAP1. Gene Ontology annotation, cellular component: cell cortex. Gene Ontology annotation, molecular function: calmodulin binding; actin filament binding; GTPase activator activity. The record is from RefSeq and is a predicted model, not a curated record. Gene Ontology annotation, biological process: regulation of GTPase activity; mitotic actomyosin contractile ring assembly actin filament organization. NCBI's taxonomy places the organism in Eukaryota, Metazoa, Hemichordata, Enteropneusta, Harrimaniidae.
CGGCUAAUAAAAAGUUUGAGGAUGACAACGAAAUGAUUUAGGCAAUGUACGAAAUAGAUAUAUAUUAAUCAAUUAGAAAAUUGUGAAAGUAAAAAAUAUAUAAUCGAACUUAAAAUUAAGAAACUGAUUAUCUUUAUCAGGACCGCUGUCUCAAAUAUGCAACUUCCCGGAAUUUACUUAGAGGACGGUGGUCGACAGUGUUCUAAUUUCAUACCCGAGCGUCCUCAAAGAGCGUCUGGUUUGGAAAUGGACGAAACCCGCCGGGAAAAUAUUGCCUAUGAAUAUCUGUGUCACCUGGAGGAGACUAAAUUAUGGAUCGAAAUAUGUAUCAACGAAAAGUUACCACCUUCUACCGAAUUAGAAGAAGGAUUACAAAAUGGGGUCUUUCUAGCCAAAUUAUCGCAUUUCUUUGCACCAAAAAUUGUUCCUUUGAAGAGGAUUUUUGACAAAGACCAGUCGCGGUAUGAGACGCGAGGUUUACACUUCCGCCAUACAGAUAACAUAAAUCACUGGUUACGAGCCAUGGAGGAAGUUGGAUUGCCGAAAAUAUUUUACCCAGAAACGACGGAUCUGUACGAUCGAAAAAAUAUGCCACGUGUUGUUUAUUGUAUCCAUGCAUUAAGUCUUUUCCUGUUUAAAUUGGGCAUUGCACCCCAGAUACAGAACUUGUAUGGGAAAAUCAGUUUUACAGAUGAAGAGAUCAGUGCUAUGAGGAAAGAAUUGGAAAAAUAUGGAAUACAGAUGCCGGCAUUCAGCAAAAUAGGAGGAAUAUUAGCAAAUGAGAUGCCUGUUGAUGAAGCUGCAUUACAUGCAGCCAUCAUAGCCAUCAACGAAUGUAUUGAUCGUGGUGUAUUCCCGGACACUUACGCUGCUUUACAAAAUCCAGCUGCGCAUCUGUUGAAUAUCAGACAGAAAAAUGAUGAAAGUUAUCAGGAUGUUUUACUUACAGCUAAGCAGAGUAAAGCAGAGGCUGUGAUGAAUAAGUCAUUACGCGAAGGUGACACUUUCGAGGAACGUGAUGUAUACGAUACAUUGUUGACGCAAGCUGAAAUCCAAGGCAACUUGAACAGAGUCAACUUACUCACGCAGUUAGACGUCAUAAAUACAGCCAUUGAUAACGGGGACGAGCUGGAAUUGUUUGAUGCGCUUUCAUCUCCUGAUGUGGCUUUAAGAGAAAUCACAAAGGAUAAUAGCGAAUGGUACCGGGAUACGCUCGUUAAAUACAAGCAGGAAAUGGAGGCCUCUGGUGGAGACAUAGUUUUCUUGGAGAAAGAUGACAUACAGAAAACAAUUAACACAGCCAAUACAAAUGCUGUUCAGUACAAAAACUUGGUUACGUCCGUGUCUACUAUCAAUGGCUGUAUAGAUCGUGGAGUGCCUGAAGAUACCAUUGCUGCACUCAUGAAAUCAGAAGCCAUGUUACCAGCCGUCUUACCUGAAUAUUCACGUCUGUAUCAAGCUGAGCUGGCCAAUUUGAAAAAUAACAAAGAUGGGAAACAGUUAACGCAUGACGAGUUGGUGUCGUCUGUCCAAAUACUGAGUGCAAUCGCUAACAUCAAUAAGUCAAUUGAGAGAGGGGACGCCAAUGAGACAUUAUUGACAUUGAGUAAUGACCAUGCAGACAUCAGAAGUGUGGAUGAUUCUCUGCAAGACAGGUACCAGGAAUGCCUUACCACUAACAAAGAUCUUAAAACAAAGCAAGAAGACUGUGAAUAUUUAACACAUAAUGAAAUACAACGAACUGUUCAUCAAGUCAACAGUGAAUUUCAAGACGAACAGGGUCGUAUUGUGGCAAUUGGUACGAUUAACGAAGCCAUUGAUAGCGGCAAUGCAUCUGAGACUUUAGCGGCACUGUUACUACCAUCCGCUCAUCUGUGUAGAGUUGAAGACAAACAGAAGGAUUUGUACCAAGCUGUUCUGGUCACGGAGAAACAAGACAAGGCUGCGAGAACUCAAGACCCGGCCGCUGUUCUGUGGUUGGAAGAGAUUCAGAAUGCUAUUGACGAUGCUAACAACCAAGCUUUAGAAGCCAAUAAAUUGGCAACUGGGUUAGCUGCUAUAAAUUUAAUGGUGGACGAUAGUAACACGUCUGCCUUGCUUCAAGCUUUGAAGUCGCCUGAUGUAUUUCUAUCUAGCGUUUCCCCAGAAUGCAAUCAAGAUUAUUUGGAACAUUUGAAAUCGAUGAAAGAAAAGAAGAAAGAGUUGAAUGGAGAGAUGAAAGAGAAUGGAUGGGUGUGUCACUCCACUAAAGAUGGUAUCCCAUUCUACUUCAAUAAUAUGACAAUGGACUAUACAUGGUUACCACCGACAGACUUCACACCACAGACGAGCCAACUGAGUCGUGAUGAAAUACAGAAUGUUGUACAUAAUGUUACAGCGGCGCAUGAUAGACAACUGUUGUUCAAAUCCAACGAGCAUUUAAUUGUAAAACUACAAUCGCACACACGAGGUACAUUGGUCAGAAAAGAAUACAAGAAAAGAAAGAAUUUUAUGUUUACACAGUUACCAGCUAUCCUGAAAAUACAGGCUUGGUGGAGAAUGGUACUUCAACAAAGAACCUAUCAGGGAAGAUUAGAUUAUUUAAAUAGUCAAGUUGAUACAGUUACCAAGCUGCAGGCCCUGGUGCGAAUGUUAUUAGCCAGAAAACACUUCAAAGAGCGUCAACAAUUCUAUAGAAAUAAUGAAGGUUCGAUCAUUAAACUCCAAGCCUUUUUACGUUCAAACAAAGCAAGACAAGAUUAUUACGCCCUCAUGCAUUCAGAAACACCAUCUGUGUCUGUUGUGAGGAAAUUUGUUCAUCUGCUCGAUAACAACGAUGCUGAUUUGCAAGAAGAAUUAGACUUACAAAAACUACGUGCUCAAGUAGUAACAGAUAUUAGAUCAAAUCAAAGAUUAGAACAUGAUUUGAAUACAAUGGAUAUCAAAAUUGGUCUGCUUGUACGAAACAGGAUCACCUUGCAGGAUGUUGUGAUGCACGGUAAAAAGCUAAAACGAGAGAAGGCCGACACGAGUCGUCCGUCCAGCAUUGUGGGAUUGAAAUCACUGAGUAAGGAGAAGAGAGAGAAGUUGGAGGCAUACCAACACCUCUUCUACCUACUACAGACACAACCAAACUACCUAGCUAAGUUGAUAUUUGAAAUGCCACCUAGUGCCACCAAUAAAUUCAUGCAGUCUGUUAUUCUUACGUUGUACAACUAUGCGUCUAAUCAAAGAGAGGAGUUUCUGCUUUUGAAAUUGUACAAAACUGCUUUGCAAGAGGAAGUACGAUCAAAAGUUGAUAAAAUCCUAGAUGUUGUGAUUGGAGAUGCCAUGGUUAUACGAAUGGUACUUCAUUAUAACCGAGCUCAGAGAGGUACUAAAGGUGAAAGUUCAUUGCGUGAGUUAUUACAACCUUUAGUUAAAGAGAUCCUGGACAACAAGAAUUUGAUUAUUAACACCAACCCGGUGGACAUCUACAAGGUGUGGGUGAACCAGAUGGAAUCCAAGACUGGUGAGAAAAGUAAAUUGCCUUAUGAUGUGACUGCAGAUCAAGCAUUGAAGCAUGAGGAAGUCCGUGAACAAUUAUCAAAAUCUAUCAGUAAUCUCCAUAAAGUGACUGAGAAAUUCUUUCAUUCAAUCGUUACCAAUGUUGAUAAGUUGCCGUAUGGUAUUCGUAUCAUGGCUAAGGUUUUAUGUGAUUCGCUGGAUGAGAAAUUUCCCGAUGCAAAAGACGAAGAUGUUCUCAAGGCCAUUGGAAACUUGGUAUACUAUCGUUACAUGAACCCAGCUAUAGUUGCUCCUGAUGCUUUCGACAUCAUUGACGUGGGGCCAGAACGGGGACUGACAAUGCAACAGCGAAGAAACUUGGGUUCAAUUGCUAAAAUGUUACAAUUUGCGGCUUCCAAUAAAAUGUUUGAAGGAGAAAGCGAGUACAUGUCUUCACUUAACAAGUAUAUAUCAGAGGCGCACAACAAAUUUCGUCAAUACUUUGCUGCUGUUUGUCAAGUGCCUGAUUUAGAAGAGAAAUUUAAUAUGAAUGAGUUUUCUGACUUCACUACAACGACCAAACCGGUUAUUUAUAUCUCUGCACGAGAGAUCUGUGAUACCCAUGCUUUACUCCUCGAACACCAAGACGUUCUCACGCAAGAUGCCAACGAUCCAUUGCAUGAAUUAUUGGAGGAUUUAGGUGACCAACAACCAGACAUCGAAGAUCUCAUUGGUGAAUUGCCCGGCGAUCCAAAUGACCCUGCUGUUCAGACGUUUAUGAAUAACAUGGCUAAAGUAGAGAUAUCGUUAACUUUGAAUAAUAAAUUUGAAAUCCUGGAUGAGGAUGAUACCGAUCUUAAGAGUCUUUUUAUCAGGACCAAACAGCUGAUUGUCGACGUGAUUGAUUGCCAACCAGGUGAUACCCUGCCUCAGAUAUUAUCCAUACCAGCCUCAGAUGAGAUGGAAGAAUCUCAUCAAAAUAUGGUGAUAUCAAGAGAAGCUAGAGAUAAACGAGCUGAUAAAAAAGGGGGUUUAAAGCGAUCAUUGUCAGUCUACGGAGACAGUCGAUUGCCUUUAGAAGGUAAAAAGAAGAAAAUAAGACGCAAUUUGAAGUUAUUGGAAAAAGCUAGUUUGGUGACAAGUUCCAAUAGUUAUCAAGACAUCGUGAAUGCGAUCGUCCAGGAUAUCAGAAACCAGCGACGGUAUCGACAACGACGUAAACAAGAAAUCAUGAAACUACGUAAUACUUUGAAAGGUUUGGAAACCAAGGCUUCAUUCUAUGAGGAACAAAUAGAUUAUUACCAUCAGUAUGUUAAGACCUGUCUGGACAAUCUGCAGAGGAAAGGAAAAAAAUCACAGAAAGCGCGAAAUCCUUUCACUGUUAACAAAGAAACGACAAGAAUACAGGGUCAGAUUAAGUACACUGCUGCUAAACUCCAUGAGAAGGGAGUCAUAUUGGAAAUAGAGGGAUUACCAGAAAACCAAUUCAAGAACGUCAUGUUUGAGAUCGGUACAACUGAUGUUCCUGGAACAUUCCAAGUUUCUGCCAAGUUUAUGGGUGUUAGUAUGGAGAGAGUGGAGGUGGUUUUUCAGGAUUUAUUGCAGUUACAGUAUGAAGGUGUCGCCGUGAUGAAGAUGUUUGGAAAAGCCAAAGUCAAUGUCAAUCUGCUGAUCUUCCUCAUCAAUAGGAAGUUCUACGGCAGAUAAGAACCAAACCUUUUAUUUCGCUUUUUAAACUAGUUAAAAAUAUGCAUUGUUGUAAAAUAAUUUUUUUUUAAAUAUGAAGAUGAAACAGAAUUUUACUUUCACAGCAUUGUGUAUCGAGUAGGUAUUUAAACUUUCAGUGAUUUGGGAAACUGGUAUGUGUGCCUUACUUUUAGGAAAACCCACCUUCAAUCAAAACAAGUGUACAGGGAGUGUGUCAUAUUUACGUAGGUGUCCCUGUUUGUUGAUGUUGUAUUCACAAAUUUCUAUAAAAUGAUAUGGUGUGAGAAAUAAUUUUAUAUAUGGAUUUUCAAUACCGCAUUCCCUUAUAUCUAAAUACGAGGUUUAGUAUGUUAGUUGUAAUAUCAUAGAUUUAUUAAUUUUCACAGUUGCCAUUUUUUCCCCACCAUUGGUAAUUUCAAUAUUAUGAAUAUUAUAUAGCUUACCCUGUUGCACUUUUUUUAAAAUGUACAAAGUAUGAGAUUAGUGUAAAACAUCAGUUUAUUUGGUUCCAGUAUGUAAAUUUAGACGGUUUAUGUAGACACUAUCAUCAUGUUACUUUAUUUUAAAUUGCUAGUAUUUUCCGUUUUUUUUUUUCAUUGAAUGUCUAUCUGUUACUGUCAUCUUCUUUUCCAGUUUUAAAAAUGUUUUUUUUUUUUUUUUACGUAUGGGUAGAUUGAACUGUCUUUCUGUUUGCUUUAAGAGUUGCACCAUUAUUGCUGGGGAGGGAGGGAAGGGUGGUGUAUUUGCUUUUAACAAAAAGACUAUUUACAGAGGACAAAUAUUUGCAUGAAUGGUGAAACAAAUCAAAAAAUAGUUUUUCAAAGGAAAAAAUCUAUUGUUGACCUCGCUAACCAAAACUGCCCCCCCAGGAAAUAAUGGUUCAGCCCUAAACCUUUCACUGCCAUUAGCAACAUUCCAACUGUGCAAUUAAUUUUUAAAAUUGCUGUAUGAAUUUCAGUUUGGUAAAAUGAAUCUCUGCAACAGUUGAUUUUGGGUUUGGAAAUUCUAAAACUAGUUCAUUACCGAACCUGCGUUUGGAAGUGCUCUCUGAGUUAAUGCACUAGUCUCAAUAGACGUUAUAUAUAAAAGGCCGGGUAUUUGGGUCUCAAAUGUUGAAGACACAUUUCUAAUCUAUAAGAUACUGUGUGAUCAUUGCAUAUCACUUGGUUAUGUCCGGGGUCCGUCCCACUGAAUCAGAGCUUGCCCUGUAAUGAUGCACAUUAUGAUUGGCUGUUGUUCACAGGUGCACUAAUGAAAACUAUUCUUCCAAUAUAUUAUCCCGUCCUAUGUCUAUUAUGUACUUAAAAUGACAUUUGCAUUUUAUUAAUUUUUUUUUGAUCACAUGGAAAACUGACAUCUAAGGCAAAAUGGAUUUCUUAGCAGUUCCACAAUUAGGGUGGGUAAUGGACUAAUCCCGCUGAAGGUCAUAACUGAUGUUCUGCUCCACGGAUAAUUAAAACGCGCACAAAUUCCUUAAACAUUUACAUCGAUGUUAAUGCAUUGUAUUGUAUACUGUAAAAUACUUUAUUUUAGCUGGAUUUAAUUUUUGCUGAAACGACUUUUGAGGUGUUUUGUGUAGAAUUUAUUUUGACUGAUUUUUGAUAAGUUGAAUGUAAAAUGUAGGAAAAAAGGUAUAUUUGAUGGAUUUUAUUUUCACUGAAUUACCCCUUCAGCGAAAAUAUGGAAAAUAAAUUCCAAGUGUAAAUAAAGUACUUUACAGUAUAUAAAUGGUUUUACCACAUCACAUCAUGGAGAUGUAAUUCUCCGCCAUUCAUUGUAUUCGCAUCUCUGCCAAAGAUGCGUUUUAUGAAAUAUACAACUUAAACAUUUUUGUGCUCUGUUAUUGAAAUUCAGUUUCCUUUCAAAACAACAAAAAUAUACAUGUUUAAUUAUUCAUGAUUCCGCCAUUUGUUAAGUUUACUCUAGUUGUAUUACAUUUACAAGUUUAUUCACUGCACAUUGAAUUCUGGGUAUUGUUCCAUUAUAUUUGAACUUUCUCACUUAUACUUUCAGCUGGUACUGUUUAUGCAAAGAAAACGGCAGUUCAGAUUAUUUUUAGUUUUAUAACAUUUUUCUCCCCCCUGGUGUCAUCAAUAAGCUGCCAUUUACAGUAUGUAGUAUGUAUAUGCGAUAAUCAAAAACUUGUAUCUUUCUCAAAUUUUUCAUUUUUACGUGUAUGUGAAUGAGCUAGGAUUGGUGAGUUGCUGUUUUCAUGCUUUCUCUUAAAGCGACAGUCAUUAGGUAACACUGUGUUUCUAUGUAUAUUCUAUGGUAACAUGUGUUAACACAAAUUCUAAUGCAUGUUGUGCAAAGACUGACACUUUAAAAUAUCUAAACUAUGAACAGCAUUUUACUUUUGAAACCAUCAGUGGAAAUUGCUAUCUGGAAAACAAUGAAUCAUUUUUCCGUCGGUAGUAAAUGCUUUUUCAGUCGGUAGUCUAUAUUGACAAUUAAAAGACUUGCUUUUUUUUUGUUUUCAAGUAGAAAUAAAAUUAUAUAUAGCAGUCUGUAUGGAAA